AUGUUGCCUGGACUUCACAAUACUUUCGCCCUCCCCAAGAAGAAUGCUGGAAAAUCUCAAAAAGUUAACAAAGGAAAAACCUCUCCAGAAGUUGAGGAUGAUGUAAAAACUGCUCCUGUGGAGAAGAAGACGCCAGAAACAGUUGAAACUAAUGAAGCUGCAGCUCCAGCUCCAGUUGCUGAAACCAAGGAGAAAAGAGGACGUGGAAAGAAAGCUCAACCACCAGUAGCAAAAUCUGAAGAAAUGAGUUCAUCACCCAAAGUUAAUCCUGAACCAGUUGAGGAAACUGCACAAGAAAAGGACGUUCAGGUGUGGGUGUUCAAGGUGGUUGCAGAGCCUAAAUCAAAGCCUGGACCAAAAUCUAAAACAGGGCCUAAAUCCAAAAUGAAAACUAAACCAACUGAAGCGGAAUCUGAAACUACUCAGGUUGUUGAACCAGAAGUUGUGGAGAAGAAAGGGCGAGGGAAAAGGGGUAACCAAGUGCUCGAUACAGCGCCUCCAACCGUCACAGAGGUGGUUACUGAUCAACCCGAAGUCCAAGCUCCGCCAGUCGUUGCUGCAGCAACUGAAGUUUCUCCAGCUCCGAAGGAAUCAGAAAAUCUAGUCACAAACGAACCAGACACUAAAGAGAAACGGGGCCGAGGCAGACAAGCUUCAUCGAAAGACGGAGCCAAAAAAGCUGCCAAGGCCAGUGAGGAGCCGCUACCUAAUGACGAGACUGAAUCUCCUCUUCCCGCAUCUCCUGUAGCUGAAACUAAAGAAAAGCGAGGCAGAGGACCACAGGCCAAGGCGCAAGCUGAAGCUCCUGUCGAAGAAACGACCGAAGCUGUAGAAGUUGUUCCAGCCAAAAGAGGUCGUGGGAAGAAGGCAGCCGCUCCAGCUGCGUCCAAAGCUGACGCCGAGGAGGAAGCAGUUGAAGAGGUAAAGGAGACUAAACCCAAAGGAAAGAAAGGUGCCGCUGCUGCCAAGAAACAUGUUGAAGAAGAAGAGAAACCUGCAGUCCCAGAAGAACCGGCUGCGUCCAAGGUUGACGCCGAGGAGGAAGCAGUUGAAGAGAGAGGUCGCAGAAAGAAGGCAACCCCACUGGCCAAGGUGGCUGCGGAUGAAGAAGCCGAGGCAGUUGAAGAGGUUAAAGAGACUAAAGCCAAAGGAAAGAAAGGACCUGCGGCGAAGAAACAGGCUGAGGAAAAAGUUGCUGCCGUUCCGGAAGCAGCGGAAAAGCCCCAGAAAACUACCAAAAGAGGAAAAGCUGCUGUUGCUACUCCGGAUGAAUCAGAGGCGAGUCCAACCAAGAAACCAAAAGGAGCACCGCUCGAAACGGAAGGUGUUAGGAAGUCUUCAAGAACCCAAGUGGUCAAGACUUAUGCAGAUGAAUCUUCAGAGUCACUUGAUCAGCCCGCUUCCAAGAAACGUGGCGGAAGGAAGAAGGCAGCAGCCAACGGCAUGGAUGGAGUCGCUGAAGAGGCCGAGGAUACAAACAAAUUUGCAUCUUAA
Messenger RNA from Daphnia pulex (common water flea), 1494 nucleotides. Its product is annotated as nucleolar and coiled-body phosphoprotein 1-like. The record is from RefSeq and is a predicted model, not a curated record. The transcript has 4 exons. Bases 1 to 1494 code for a protein of 497 amino acids. NCBI's taxonomy places the organism in Eukaryota, Metazoa, Arthropoda, Branchiopoda, Diplostraca, Daphniidae.